GAGAAGGAGGAGAGGUAUGAAGGUUGAGGAGACCUGUUGAUAGUCCUGUCAUUCACAUUACUGCAGGAGGACCAGCUAAAGGAUGUCUAAGACCCCGUCCACCACGUCUGCAGCCUCUGUAACGUCUGCAGCCUCUGUAACCUCUACAGACAGCAAAGGUGGCAAAUCCCGGAAGACUUCGUCCUCGAGUUCGGAGUCGGCUCCCAAGAAGGUGUCUAAGAAAGAGCAGAAGAGGAAAGACAUGGAGAAGAUACACACCACCCUGCUCAGCAGCGUGUUUGGAGCGGAGAGGGAGUUGGCCCAAGCAGAGUUGGAUGAGCUGGACUUUGCCUUCAAGGAGUUUGACUAUGACUGUGACGGCUACCUGAACUACAAGGACGUAGCUGAGUGCAUGAGGACCAUGGGCUACAUGCCCACUGAGAUGGAGCUGCUGGAGAUAGUGCAACAGAUCAAAAUGAGGAUGGGCGGUCUGAUGGACUUUGACGAUUUCUGUGAGCUGAUGGGUCCCAGGAUAAUGGGAGAGACAGCAGACAUGCUGGGGCUGAAAGAGCUCAGGUCCGCCUUCUCACAGUUUGACCAGGACUCUGAUGGGAAGAUCAGCCAGGAUGAGAUGAAGGAGGCGGUGAAGAGUCUACUGGGGGAGAAACUGAAGAAAGGAGAGCUGGAAGAGAUACUCAAAGAGAUAGACAUCAACGGAGACGGAAGCAUCGACUUUGAUGAGUUCGUCAUGAUUUUGUCCAUUCGGUAAGUGCUGGAAGACCUGAGAAGAUGCUAUCAUUUGUGUGUAUGAUCAGCUUUACGGAUGAGAUGUACUCCUCCAUUUCCUCACUGCUCCUUUUCUCCCCACUCCGGUUCUCUCAUCUAUACUCUGUCACUGAGAAAAUAAAUAUGGUGUACAAUGGGCAAGAUUAUAUUCGAAAAUGUAUUUGGAUGAAUCCGUUUGUAGACACCGAUUGGCUGUAUGACAUCGAAAUAAGAUAC
This is a messenger RNA of Oncorhynchus keta (chum salmon), 981 nucleotides long. RefSeq names its product calcium-binding protein 2. Bases 83 to 748 code for a protein of 221 amino acids. NCBI's taxonomy places the organism in Eukaryota, Metazoa, Chordata, Actinopteri, Salmoniformes, Salmonidae. The transcript is spliced from 8 exons. Gene Ontology annotation, molecular function: calcium ion binding. The record is from RefSeq and is a predicted model, not a curated record.